AUGAAGCUAUUGAAGUUCCACUUGAGGUAUCACCCACCCGGAAUAACUCUGGAGUACACAAAGAAGGGCGCUGUGAAGAGUAAGGACAUCGACCUUUUAGAUUUGAACUGCAAUUCAGAUUUGAGGCAAGUGGCGAGCCGGCUGCAACAAGAAGAGGCGCUGAUAACAGAAGAGGUGCGUGGGCAGCUGGAACAGUGUUUGGAGACGCUGAGGAAGAGGAUCGAGCACGAAGGUCCCACGGGGAAGCGAUACUACAUCCACAAGACCCUGGUCACCCACGUGCUACCGUUGACCAACGUUGCCUUCGACAAGGCCGGGAGCAGAUGCCUGACAGGCAGCUAUGACAGAACUUGCAAGAUUUGGAACGUGGAGACGGGUGAUGAGAUGAAGACGCUUUCCGGUCACCAAAACGUCGUUUACUCCGUGGGAUUCAACUAUCCAGUUUGCGAUUUGGUGGUGACGGGCUCCUUCGACAAGAGCGCGAGGGUGUGGCGCUCGGACACGGGGGAGUGCGUGUCCACAAUGUGGGGCCACAGCGGCGAGGUGGUGACCGCUCAGUUCGCUCCCAAGGGGCACCAUGUCGCCACCGCCUCCAUGGAUCGCACCGCUAAACUGUACGACACGCUGACAGGUGCGGAGGUACACACGUACACUGGUCAUACCGCCGAAGUGAUCGCACUCCAGUUCGAUCCCAACGAGGGUCAGAAACUCAUCACCGGAUCGUUCGACGGCACCAUAUCGAUGUGGGAUACCAGGGUAAAAGACCGGGUGGCGGUGUUGACCGGGCAUACGGCGGAGAUAUCCAACGUACAAUACAACUGGGACAGUGCGCUGGUGGUCUCCGCAUCGUUGGACGGCAGCGCAAGGCUCUGGGACGCACGUGGACGCAAUUGCAUCGCCACCGUAACGGCCACUGCAGCGGAGAUGCUGGACGCGUGCUUCGACUGGGCGGGCCGUCGCCUCGCCACCGCGGCCAGCGACGGCACCGCGCGCGUCUACCGAGCCGACGCGGACUGCCGUCAAGUGGCCGCCAUGCGGGGCCACCGCGAGGAGGUCUCCAAGGUCUGCUUCAGCCCAGCCGGCGGCUGCCUCCUGACCGCGUCUGCAGACAAGACUGUAAGGAUCUGGAACUCCACUACCGGUAACUGCAUACAAGUGCUGUCAGGUCACCAGGGGGAGAUUUUCUCUUGCGCCUUCUCCUACGCCGGCGACACGAUCAUCACAGCAUCCAAAGACAACACAUGCAGGGUCUGGAGG
Molecule: messenger RNA, 1257 nt
Organism: Iphiclides podalirius (scarce swallowtail)
Lineage: Eukaryota; Metazoa; Arthropoda; Insecta; Lepidoptera; Papilionidae
Source: the annotation of a GenBank genome assembly